Molecule: messenger RNA, 1937 nt
Organism: Glycine soja
Lineage: Eukaryota; Viridiplantae; Streptophyta; Magnoliopsida; Fabales; Fabaceae
Product: pentatricopeptide repeat-containing protein At3g42630-like
Exons: 2
Coding region: 278-1525 (415 amino acids)
Molecular function (GO): protein binding
Source: RefSeq, a predicted model, not a curated record
UCCACCAUAAAAACUGAAAACAAUGUUAGCUACUGAGAGGAAAGGCUUAAUUUAGCCUUUCAUUUAUCUCCAAAAAAUCCAAUGAUAACGAUGACUUUCCCCAAUCUGAAUUGGUAUCCGAACUGCAUGAACUGACCGUGAAAGGAAAGAACAGAUAAGGGUCAGUUUCGUCUUUCCAGUUAUUGGACGGCGCGGACAAUAACAGAACCAAGGUUUCCCCGAAAAAAAGAAAAAAGAAAAUCUUCGGUUUUUUCUUCCUCGAACAUCCUCGGUGUCAAUGGAAAUCAAUUCUCUAUCACUCCCCUCUUGCCGUAUGCCUAUUCUGCUAAAGGACUCUCACAGCGGUUCCCCUCAGCAACAAAACAAGUUAAUCUGGUGGCAGAAUGAAAAAGGAGUAAUUGGUGGUAAGGACAACAGUGUAGAUUGCUCUUCAUUGGCUCAAAACUCUAGUAGGAAAAGAAUGAUUCAUCAAUCUGAUGGGAGUCUUCAUGAUAUAAAAGUUGAAGGUUAUAUGCCAAAACAGACCUCAUUGUGUGUUUCGAUGCUAUAUUACACGGAGAAUGGCUUCUUUCCUCAAGCACAGACUUUAUGGGAGCAGCUCGUAAAUAGCUCUUUUGUUCCUUCUGUUCAGUUCAUUUCAAGAUUAUUUGAUGCUUAUGCAAAGCAUAGGAAAUUCGAUGUGGUGAUCGAUAUUCUACGUUAUGUGGAUAUGAGGAAUUUCAGUAUUUUACCAGAUGUCUACUGGUUGGCUAUAUCUUGUUUUGGAAGAGAAGGACAGCUUGAAUUGAUGGAGGAUAUGGCUAAUGAAAUGGCUUCAAGUGGUGUCCAUAUCUAUUCUAGAACUGCCAAUGCUUUCCUUUUGUAUUAUAGUCUUUUUGGUACUUUGGAAGAGAUGGAGAACACGUAUGGCCGCCUUAAGAAAUCUAGAUUUCUAAUAGAGAAGGAAGUGAUUCGGGCCGUGGCCUCUGCGUAUAUAAAGGAGAGAAAAUUCUAUGAAUUGGGUGAGUUCCUAAGAGAUGUGGGUCUACGUAGAAAAAAUGUGGGAAACCUUUUAUGGAACCUUAUGUUACUUUCUUAUGCUGCCAAUUUCAAGAUGAAAAGCUUGCAACGAGAAUUUAUUGGAAUGGUUGAAUCCGGGUUCCGUCCUGAUAUUACGACCUUUAAUAUCCGUGCUCUGGCCUUCUCAAGGAUGGCUUUGUUCUGGGACCUCCACCUUAGCAUUGAACAUAUGGAACAUACGAAGAUCAUUCCUGAUCUAGUGACUUUUGGGUGUGUAGUUGAUGCAUACUUGGAUAGAAGGCUUGGAAGAAACCUGGACUUUGCUCUAAACAAAAUGAAUUUGGAUGAUUCUCCGCGAUUAUUAACAGAUCCUUUUGUGUAUGAGGCCUUAGGUAAAGGGGGCUUUCAAAUGAGUUCCGAAGCAUUUUUUGAGUACAAGACGCAAAGGAAAUGGACUUACCGUUCUUUGAUACAAAAGUAUCUCAAGAAACAUUAUCGAAAGAACCAGAUAUUUUGGAACUACUAACUAAUUGUGGGGUAUUUAGGUCCAUUCAAAUUCUUACCAGGUAGUUAAUUGGAAUACUCUUUUACUGAAUUGCUAGCAAAACGGUGCUGCAAUUGAGGAUUUGAAUCUUACAUGUAGACCUUGGUUCCAUACAGACAUUCACUCUGUAGUUAACUUGAAACAGACUUCUACUUAUGGAGUUAUGGUGGAUGCACUUGAGGGUUAAGUGCCAAGGUAGAAACUUCCUAAACAUUGUGUUAAAAAGAAUAUUAUGAUGCAUAUUUGAUGUUGAAUACUUGAAUGGAACAUCAGAUGCAUCCUUUCUUGCUCAGAGAAACCGAAACUUGGUAUGAAAUAUUCAUUGCUUAACCAUAUGUACAUUUUCAAUGUAAGCAACUCUUAUCAAUACAAGCUUGCUUAGUUCGCCCAUGAA